AUGAGUGAAGAAACAAAUACCGAUAUUAAGGAGAAGGUUCCCGUGGAGGAUUUGGAAGCAACCAGCAACAAUGAGGAAACUAAGCAGAGUGAGACCAAUGCCAAUGAAGAUACGGAUAAGGACAGUUUGGUAGAAGUUUCAGAAGAGGCUACCAAGAUCCAAUUGGAAGAUAACACAGAGUUGGAAGAAAAGGAGGAAAAGAAGGAUGAACCUUCCUCUGAAGUUCAAAAAGAAACCAAUGAAGAUGAUGCUACAAAUGAUAAGAACGAAGAAGAUGAAGGUCCACCUCUACCAACUAGAAGAAAAACCGAACCAGAAGCUGAAGAAUCAGAAAACCCAAUCUUAAAGCAAUUAAAGGAAGCGUUCCCUAACAUUGAAGAAAAAUAUGUGAAAACUGUCCUUAUUGCAUCUCAAGGUGCAUUAGAUCCUGCUUUCGAAGCUUUGCUUUUCUUAUCUGAUCCAAAUUCAAGUAAAGAUAUUGAAUUGCCUACAAAGCCAAUUGCAGCUAAUGCAACCCCUGCAUUACCUCAAAGAAGAAAAUUAACUCAAUUGGAACAAGACGCUUUAUUAGCUCGUCAAUUGAAUGAGGAAUAUAAUAAAGCUCAUGACCCACCUCGCGGUGCAGUAAGAGAUAAUGGAAGAAGAACUCGUCCUCAACAACAACGUAGACAAAGGACUGCUAAUGAUGAUGAUCUUGAUUUUUCACAAGAGGAUGAUUCUUGGGCUCAAUUUGUAGAAAAGGAUUUACCUGAUAUUACAGCAAGGGCUAAAGGAUCCCUUCAAGAAACAGCUAUGAAAGUCGGUUCUUGGUUUUCUAAAAACGUUAUUGGUGAAGAGGAUCCUAAUCAACCUCAACCACAAGGAAUGAAUAAUAGAAAUGGAAAUUCUGACUUUACUGAUGAACAAAUUAAACAACAACAAAAAGAAUGGUCCUAUUACCAGAAGCAGAAAAAGGGCCCUGAAAAUCCAGAAAGACGUAGAUUUAAUUCAUUUGGUGCUCAAGUAGGAGAAGAUUCUCUAGAGAGCCAUGGAAUUGCAUUACACGAUAAUGAAAAUUUAUCAGAUGAAGAUGAAGAUGUUCCACCUCAAUUGCCAACAAGAGAAAAGUCAGUUGAUUCCAAUACUCAAAAUGAUGAAACUAAUGCCACUGCUACGCCAAAGGAUAAAGCCAAAGUUGUAGCACAAACCACCUUUAUUGACACUCCUGAAGGCUCCGCCAAGCCAAAAUGGCAACCUGUAGCUCCAGAACCAUUGAACGGUACCCCUACAAAGAUAAAUGCAUCAGGUCAAGCGAAGAUAAAGAAUCCAGAUGAGGAUGAGGAUUUUUUAAUAAACAGUGACGAUGAACUAUAA
Messenger RNA from Naumovozyma castellii, 1353 nucleotides. It is a transcript of the gene CUE5, whose product is annotated as ubiquitin-binding protein CUE5. The transcript has a single exon. Lineage: Eukaryota; Fungi; Ascomycota; Saccharomycetes; Saccharomycetales; Saccharomycetaceae. The record is from RefSeq and is a predicted model, not a curated record. The coding region runs from base 1 to 1353 and encodes 450 amino acids.